AUGUCUCCAGCUCCGACCGUGGUCGAGAACCCGGCCUUCAAGCACCCUGCCUUCAAUCGCAUCCCCCCGUGGGUCAGGGCAAAGCUGUCCCCGCUGGCCAUCGAGAAGAUCCAGGCCGUGUACGAGUGGGUCGAGAAUGAGUGCAUCCCGCGGGAGCAGAUCAUGAAGGCGCAGCUCGAGGGCAAGCGCUGGGUCACGCCGCCGCUGAUCCACGAGCUGCGCGACAAGGCCAAGCAGCGCGGCCUCUUCAACCUCUUCCUGCCGAACCACUUCAAGGAGAGCCCCGGGCUGACCAACCUCGAGUACUCGUGCUGCGCCGAGCUCAUGGGCCGCUGCUACUGGGCGGCGCAGACGAUGAACUGCCACGCGCCCGAGACGGGCAACAUCGAGCUGCUGGCCAAGUACUGCAGCGAGGAGCAGAAGAAGAAGUGGCUGGCGCCGCUGAUGGAGGGCACGGCGUCGUCGGCCUACUCGAUGACCGAGCCCGACGUCGCCAGCUCCGACGCCACCAACAUCGGCAUCAGCAUGCGGCGCGAGGGCGACGAGUACGUCAUCAACGGCCGCAAGCUAUACGGCAACUGCCUCUGGAACAAGGACCUGACCUUCUACAUCCUCAUGGGCCUGUCGGACCCGGAGAACCCGGACAAGUGGCAUCGCCACACCAUGAUCAUCGUGCCCUGCAACACCCCGGGCAUCCAGCAGGUCCGCAACCUGACCAUCAUGGGCUACGACCACGCGCCCGAGGGCCACGGCGAGUACCUCUACACCAACGUGCGCGUCCCCGCCGCCAACGUCAUCCUCGGCGAGGGCCGCGCCUUCGAGAUCGCCCAGGGCCGGCUGGGCCCCGGCCGCAUCCACCACUGCAUGCGGCUCAUCGGCCAGUGCGAGCGCGCCUACGAGCUCGCGCUCGUGCGCUGCACGGACCCGCGCAAGCGGCCCCGCGGCAAGCUCAUCGGCGAGUUCGACUCCAACAUCGAGCGCGUGGCGCAGAUGCGGCUCGAGCUCGACGCCGCGCGGCUCGUCGUGCUCAACGCCGCCGACACGAUGGACCUGCUGGGCAACAAGGCCGGCAAGCGCGCCAUCGCGCAGAGCAAGAUCCUCGUGCCCGCCAUGGCCACCAAGUGGAUCGACGAGUGCAUGCAGAUCUACGGCGGCAUGGGCGUCACGCAGCACACGCCGCUGCCCGAGAUGUGGACCUACGCGCGCUUCGUGCGCCUCGCCGACGGGCCCGACGCCGCGCACCGGCACCAGGUCGGCCGCGAGGAGAUGAAGACGGCGGGCGGCUUCAGGGAGCGCAACGAGGCCUACAAGCGGCGGUACAAGGAGCUUGCCGAGAAGUACGGCGAGAAGUACGUGUCGUUUGAUUAG
Messenger RNA from Thyridium curvatum, 1368 nucleotides. RefSeq lists its product as uncharacterized. The record is from RefSeq and is a predicted model, not a curated record. The coding region runs from base 1 to 1368 and encodes 455 amino acids. NCBI's taxonomy places the organism in Eukaryota, Fungi, Ascomycota, Sordariomycetes, Thyridiales, Thyridiaceae. The transcript has a single exon. Gene Ontology annotation, molecular function: oxidoreductase activity, acting on the CH-CH group of donors; flavin adenine dinucleotide binding.